This is a messenger RNA of Ostrinia furnacalis (Asian corn borer), 1003 nucleotides long. Its product is annotated as pre-mRNA-splicing factor ISY1 homolog. The record is from RefSeq and is a predicted model, not a curated record. The transcript has 7 exons. Gene Ontology annotation, biological process: generation of catalytic spliceosome for second transesterification step. Bases 167 to 964 code for a protein of 265 amino acids. Lineage: Eukaryota; Metazoa; Arthropoda; Insecta; Lepidoptera; Crambidae.
ACAAAGUUUAGCUUUUGGUUUAUUUUGAGGUUAUAAACAUUACGAUAAGUUUUUUUUAAGUUACAAUUGGGUAGAAAUUAAUUUGUUUGACUGUUUUAACGGUUCAUAUUGUGCAUACAAUAGUGGUUUAAUUGUGCUCAUAAUAUAGGCAUCAGAUUUUACAAAAAUGGCUAGGAACGCAGAAAAAGCUAUGACGACACUAGCGCGGUGGCGCGCGGCGCAAGUGCAAGAGGCGGGCGGGCAGCGCGAGCGCAGGCCGUACCUCGCGUCAGAGUGCAACGACCUCCCGCAGGCUGAGAAGUGGCGGCUACAGAUCGUCAGGGAGAUCGCAAAGAAGGUGGCGCAGAUACAGAAUGCCGGUCUUGGAGAAUUUAGGAUAAGGGAUUUGAACGAUGAAAUCAACAAACUGAUGAGGGAAAAACGCCACUGGGAAGUUCAGAUCAAAUCACUAGGAGGGCCUGACCAUGCGCGAGUUGGACCCAAAAUGUUGGACCAAGAUGGAAAAGAGGUGCCAGGAAACCGAGGUUACAAAUAUUUCGGCGCAGCCAAGGAUUUGCCUGGAGUCCGCGAGUUGUUCGAGCAGGAACCGCCGCCGCCGCCGCGACGCACGCGCGCAGAUCUAAUGAGAGACGUCGACGCGGAUUACUACGGGUACCGGGACGACGAUGAUGGCCUACUGCUGCCCUUGGAACAAGAAGCGGAGAAGGAUGCAAUAGCUCGUGCAGUGGAUGAAUGGAAGAGCAACAAAGAACAAAAUAAAGAUCAAGAUUUACCAGAAGAGGAAAAUAUUUAUCCAGAAGACCCUGAAGACCGAAGAGUGGAAGAUGACGACCUUAGCAAAGCCGGGCUGACGUCACACGUGGCGGUGCCAUCGCAGAAGGACGUGGAGGAAGCCCUGCUCCGACGGAAAAAGCAGGAGCUGCUGGAGCGUUACGGAUGUCUCGACGUCAAAAUGGAGAGCUGACGACGAUCAUAAACUUAAAUAUAGGCUAUUUUUACUGAA